This is a messenger RNA of Funneliformis mosseae, 177 nucleotides long. The record is from the annotation of a GenBank genome assembly. Lineage: Eukaryota; Fungi; Glomeromycota; Glomeromycetes; Glomerales; Glomeraceae.
AUGGCCGAUAUUAGUGAUCCAUUAUUACCUUUUCAAUACAAAAUUGUUGAUGAUAAUAGUGUAGAGGAAGGUGCAAAUAAUUCACAAGAUAAGGUUGUGAUUUCUACAAUCCUAAAUGAAUCCUACAAAUGGUCAAAUGUGAAGAAUACCUCUAGCAGAAAAAAAAUGAAAUUCUGA